Molecule: messenger RNA, 4659 nt
Organism: Necator americanus (New World hookworm)
Lineage: Eukaryota; Metazoa; Nematoda; Chromadorea; Rhabditida; Ancylostomatidae
Exons: 43
Coding region: 1-4659 (1552 amino acids)
Biological process (GO): protein refolding; protein phosphorylation; response to heat
Cellular component (GO): cytosol; cytoplasm
Molecular function (GO): Hsp70 protein binding; ATP binding; protein tyrosine kinase activity
Source: RefSeq, a predicted model, not a curated record
AUGGGCGGCAUGGGUGGUAUGGGCAGAGGGCAGGAUGGGCCCGUCGACACCCGUCUUUAUGAUAUCCUGAAAGUAAGGCCUGAUGCUAGUGAGGAUGACAUUAAGAAGUCAUACCGGAAGCUUGCGAAAGAGUUUCAUCCUGACAAGAAUCCUGAACAUGGCGACAAGUUCAAAGAGAUAAGUUUUGCCUACGAGAUCCUGUCAAAUCCUGAGCGGCGCCGCCUUUACGACGCACGUGGUAUGGAUGGAAUCAAAGAGGGAGGUGGAAAUGGAGGCGGUUUUGGUGCCGACCUCUUCUCACAUAUUUUUGGAGAUGACGAUGAUUCACCGUUCGGCAGUUUCUUUGGAAUGGGCGGUGGCGGAAGACGUCGGGCUCGCCGGAAAUUCCAAGAUACAGUUUAUCCGCUGAAUGUGACGCUUGAAGAGGUUUAUAAUGGAAAAACAGCCAAACUACGUCUAUCGAAGAAGGCUCUUUGUACAAAGUGUAAGGGAACUGGUGGGAAGACCGGUCAGACCUAUGAAUGCCAUUCAUGUCGUGGUCGAGGAGUUAAGAAUGUCGUGCAGCAGAUUGGUCCAGGAAUGAUUCAGCAAAUGCAAGUUAGGUGUCCGGAUUGCCGCGGAGAAGGGUCCAGAAUUCCUGAAGCAGAUAAGUGUUCUAACUGCAAAGGGGAGAGAAGUGAGGAAGUGAAGAAAAUUCUGGAGGUACAUGUUGAACCAGGGAUGAGGCAUAACGACAAGAUAACAUUUCCUCGUGAAGGAGAUCAGUCCGACCCAGAUGUUGAACCAGGUGAUGUUGUAAUAGUUAUUCAAGUGAAACAGCAUGAUGUAUUCGAGAGAGAAGGCGAUGAUCUCAUUGCGAAAAAAACUAUUUCACUGAACGAGGCUUUGUGCGGGUAUGAAAUUCCAUUAAAACACCUUGACGGUCGUACUCUAAUUCUGAAGAACAAGCCGGGAGACAUAAUAACGCCAGAUUGCAUUCGUGGUAUUGUUGGUGAAGGUAUGCCGCAAAGGCGCCACCAUGAUAUUCGUGGAAAUCUUUACGUGAAAUUUGAUGUCACUUUCCCAAGUGAUCAUUUUCUUGAGGAUGAAGAAAAAUAUAAGGUGAUUGAAUCUGCUUUCCCACCAGUUCGGAAGGUCCCACAACCUCCAAAUGGCGAAGAGGUUUCUUUAAUGGAAUACGACGAGAAGCGAUAUCGUGGUGGAAAAGGAGGACAAGCUUACGAAGAAGAUGGAGUGUGUUCUGUUGCAAAUGUCAUGGAGUUACCAGAUGUAGUUAAGGAAAAAUUAAUAGAGUUGGACGACGAGAACAAACAACUACGAGCGGAAGUGUGCAGACUUCGCGCCACAAUAACCAACAAGGAUGCAAUUUUGAAUGAAUUAGAAGAGGAGAAUGUUCAGUUACGCGAAGCGAAACAGAAUGAAACAUCAGGAUGCUCUAAGUGUGCAAAUUUGGAAUUAACUGUUACUAAUCUGAAUUUAGUACUAGAUGAGAAGAAUCGAGAAUGUUGUAAAAUGGAGGAACGAAUAGAAGUUCUGACGACCUCGUUAACCUCUUCACAAGAUGAAAUUGAUGAGCUUCGAAGAGCUCGCACGCCCUUAUCUCCGGAACAGAGCACAAUCAGUGAGCCAGCAAACAAUGAUGAGAUGAUGCGUGUGCAAGAAGAGAGAGACGAUGCUCUCUUUGAGCUAGAGAAAGCAAAAUAUCGAAUUAAUGCCCUGGAACAGGAACGAGACGAUCUCGGUGAUCGUGCUGACGCUGCCAACGCCGAAAUACGAGACAUGACUAGGCAUCUUAAAGAGCUCCGCGAACAGUUACACGGAAUGGAGGCUGAACUCGCCGCUUCUCGUAACAGUGUUAGCAUUGCUAAUCGCGGAAAUUCUAUGUUUGCUGAGUUUGCUGAAGAACGUGUCAGACUGGAGGCGGAUAUGAAAUCUUUGUUCUCGAAGUAUGAAGCAGUUAGAAUGCAAAACUACCAGCUUUCAAAUGAGCUGGACGAAGCUCGGUUGUUAGCUCUGCGAAGGACAAGAAACGAAGGAACUGCUCGUUGUCGAUGCCAUGAACUCUCGCCAGAGUUGAUUCAUUUAAGACUGAGAACCCAAACGUUAGAAGAUCGUCUGGCAAAAGCAAGAAAUGAGCUUGUUGAUAUGGCAAGAGUAACGAAGGGGAUUGAUCCACGGUUGAAGAGUUUCUAUAGAUCGUUGAAGAUAGAGAUGGAAUCUCUUCGUCAAGAACGCGACAAAUAUCGAGAGGAACGAGAUAAACUUGUAGACGAGAAGGCUACACUCAUGGUGCGAGUUGCCAAUGCUGAAAAAUCACUGGAUUAUGCGAAUGAUGACGUGGAAAGCCUAAAGUUGCAGUUAGCUAUGGUGAAAGAACGUGAUCAGAAGAAAGACGCUACGAAAGUUGCGGAAAUGAUGAAUGGUGGAAGUGAGAAUGAAUUGCUCCGGCUAUCAACAAUACUCUCCGCAGCGAAAUCUACUCCUGCGUCUCGUUGCGAACCAGUCGUUCCUGCUGAAUUGUCGUGCAGACAGGAAGAUUUACAAAGCAUCCAGAUUCCACCUAGUACACCACUGGUUCCUACUGAACAACAUUGCUCAUUCAAUAGCACGUUCGACAUUAGCGAAAGAUUACCAACCGAAGUUCGGCUGAAGAAAUUGAGGUUUGCUGAUACCGAUCAAAAUGAGAAGGAAGAAGCGCAAAGAAGAGAGUCAAUAAGUGCCAGUGAACUUCGAAGAAUCGCUCGAAAGCAAGCCCGUCGGGCACACUCUAAAGUGCUUCCGAUAGGAGAACCAAUAUUUAAAGUUGCCGCAAAGAUUAUAAACCCAAGUGCCGUAUCUGGGAAGCAAGAGAGGGAGAAAAGUCCACAAAAAUCUUUGGAGGCUGUCGGGCUGUCGUGUUCCACAAAAGGAAAAGGAUCGCAAUUUGAAGGCGAAGGUUCCUUGAUGGACUGCAAUACUACUUCUGAAACCUACGAUGAGAAUAAAUUCGACCAAACCUUGGCAUCUAAGCUUUCACAUAAAGAAAGUCAGCAGAAACUUGAAGAAGUCCGGUUCCUGUCAGAAAUAACAGGAAAUGAUGACGAAUUUGAGAUGAACUUCUCGUUUAAAAAACGUUCUUUGACAGAUGUCGGUGAUUUCAAUAAGACCUCGUUAGAAGACGUUCCAGAAGAGAAAGAGAAUGAUCUUUCAUGCAAAUCCUCUCAAGGACGGCGGAGGAGGAGCUAUUCUUUGGAAACAGGCGGAACCUGUUCAAAUUUCCUCUGCUCCGCGUACAUGGCUACUAAGGAAACCAAGACGAAAUCUCGGAGGAGAAUUCGCUCAAGCUCGGGUCCAAUUAAGAUUGACACGGUUGUAAAAGAGAGCGAUGAGAAGUAUCAGGAGAUGUUUACCCAUCCACUUUGUGAAACGACCGGUACAGCUGGAUCCGGUGGGAAAGGUGUUGAAAAUCGAGAAAUUGCGACUACUCUUCCUCGCGUCCUAAAAAAGGUAACUGAAUGGUUCGGCUCUAGUGGUACUCCUAUCGAAGAUGAACCAUUUUACCACGGUUACAUGGAAAGAAAAGAAGCAGAACGAUCUCUCACAAAAGUCGGAGAGUUUAUAGUACGCAAAGCAAUGAUAAGGAAAAAUGAGGGUUACAUUGUAUCCAUACGUACAAAGGAUCAAGUGCUGCAUUUACAUAUUCAAGAACUACAAAACUUAUACUGGUUACAAACGUAUUGUUUCACAUCUAUAUCGGAUCUUAUUCGGUAUCAUCAGGCUCAGAAAGUUCCGAUUUAUGGAAAUGACAUCAUAUUGCAGUCAUUUGUCCAACGCGAGCAAUGGCAGCUAUACCAUGAACAGGUGGCUUUGGGCAGUCGUCUUGGACAGGGCGAGUUUGGAGACGUUUUUUUGGGGUCACUCACUGUUGGUCUCUUCACUAAACCAAUUAAAGUCGCAGUGAAAACUCUGAAAGAAGGUUCAUUAAGUAGUGACGACAGGAUUACUUUCCUUCGCGAAGCGAAUGUGAUGCUGAAACUUCAACAUAAACAUGUGGUUCGGUUAUAUGGGGUAGCAACACAGAAGGAGCCAAUAAUGAUUGUCAUGGAACUUGCUGCAGGUGGUUCUCUUCUUGACAAAGUAAGGAAAACGAAAGUAGACGUAACUCGGAAAAGAAAAUACUGUUAUCAUGCAUUUUGCGGAAUGGAGUAUCUUGAAUCGCAACAAGUCAUUCAUCGCGAUCUUGCUGCGAGAAACUGCUUGAUUGGCUCCUCUGAUACAUGCAAGAUUAGCGACUUCGGGCUUUCCCUUCUAGGUCGGCAUCACAAGGAGAAACAUAUGACUAGGGUUCCAGUAAGAUACUCGAAUAAGUCGGAUGUGUGGAGCUGCGGAGUGUUAAUGUUUGAAGUGUUCACAGAUGGUGAAGUACCCUACAAAGAAAUUCAAGUUCUACGCGAUGUACGAAUAGCAGUGAUGCGUGGACUUCGACUGAAGCCACCACCUGAUAUGCCCGCAGAUGACGCAGCCAUAAUGCUGCAGUGCUUCGAAACGGAUCCGGAUGUUAGGAUGUCGUUUGCUCAGCUUAGAUCAAGUUAUAAAUCAGCUUGCUCAUCUAACUUCCUAACGAAAAUCGCUGAUUUGUUCAAAUCGGAGAAGGCAGAGGAGACAACUGUCAAUACAUAA